UAGGCAAAAUGUGGACAGUGUGGAAGCUAUCUUUGAUGUGCACUCAUAUUCUCGAAAUUCAAAGGCGUUUGAUUCUUCUCCAUUCGUUUGUUCUAUACGGAUUUUGGUUUUAUUAUUAUCUUUUAAUAAUUCAAUUGUACAGUAGUGAAAAAAGAAAACAUAUUCUAUUCCCAACACCACUUGGAAAUCAGCAGAUUGGUAGAACUUUAAGAAAUGGAUUCGACUUCUCAUAUUGUGGAAAAAGAUCUUGAAACAAAAAAAGAAACGGAAGAGUUUAACGCUGAUGUGAUGGCUUCCGAAGAGAAAGAUAAAACACCCAAAACACCUUUGGAAUCGAACUCUGACAGUGACUUAGGUAAACCUCAAAGCCAAACAGGUGAUAAAGAUGACGCUGACUUAACAACUGGAGACAAACUCGAGUCUAAAGAAGGUGGUUCACAAAGCGAAAUUACUGCAGAUAUAGCAGUAACUCCGCCUUCAACUACAGUUACCCUAAUCGAAAAGCGGUCCUCAUCUAUUGGUUCAUUGGAUGCUGAAGAAGAAGAAGAAGAAGAAGAAGAAGAAGAAGGAGAAGAAAAAGAAGAAGAAAAAGAAGAAGACUUACCUGUUAAGACAGACACAACUAACAUUUCGGAAAUGGAUAAAGAGGAGAAUCAAAAGGUGGCUGUCGUUGAUGACAAAACUGUUAGUGUUAGCACAUCGAAUGCUAGAAAAUCUCCUGUGCCACAAGAUACAUCAAAUGCUCGAAUCAAAGGUGAAGACGAAGAAGUUCAAAGUACCGAAAAAACGGUAUUAAAAGACUGCACAGAAUCUUUGACUGAAGAAGAUCCGGUUGAACCUACAAGCCAUUCAUCUGCACUGGCUGGAGAAAGCACCAGAAGCGAAGUUGAUUUGCCUAUCGGACAUGCCAAGAAUUCAGAAGAACUGGAAAAUCGAUCAGACAGAUCAGAUGCAAACAAGGGCAAGGAAUCGCAAGAAAUGGCCGACCAAUCCGAACUUUUGGAUAAAAAAACCAAGGAAAGCGAACAUCCGAAAACUGAUCAGAAGGAUUUUAACAACCAAAUUCUUGACAUAAUAUCGGACAUAGACAUUAAUAUAAAAGCCCAAGAAAAAAUAACUCAGCUAAAAGAGCAAGAACUGGAACUCAUAAAAAAACAAAACGAGCUGGCAAACCAAAUUCAUCAGCAACAAAUCUUAGCUCAGCAGCUAAGUGCUCAAAACAGAUUUAAACAAAAUCAACAAAGUCAAAUUGGAACCCUCGACCCACAAAGCCACCACCAAAAUGAGCGCGAUUUAUCAGCCUCGAUAUUUAAUCAAAAGAAUACCGCUGACAAAGAAACCUCAAAUGUAUCGAAGACGGUUGAUUUGCGCAAAAUAUUCACUCCUGCGACGGAUUCCAGUGAAAUUUUACCGAAAAAUCGAAAGCUUUAUGCCUCGUCUGCAUUUUAUUCUCCAUCACUACACCCUACUGUGGAAGACCAAGUUGAGCUAGCGCGAAGAAUAUCACAUUCACUAAGUGAUAUCAGUAACCAAACCUCUAAGGGUCAGUCAAUGUAUGUCAAUCGCAAGAAUCGCUCAGACAAAUGGGUUCAUGAAGGUAGAUCUCAAGGGAAUGAGUCCUCAAAUGACGCUAUUAAUCCAUGUAAAGAGAAUUCAGAAACAAAUUCCACAUUGGAAAUUAAAAAUUUGGAAAAAAUACCGCUAAAGCUCAUAAUGAACCCAAACGGAAAAGUCCGUGAUUAUAAUUCGCUCAAAGAAUUAAUAAACGUUAAAACUGGGCUUUUAUCGCCUGACAACUGCGCUGAACUAAUAACUGCACUUCAACUUCAUCAAGGACGAGGUGCCGAACUUUUUGCGAAGCGCCGCAGAAAGGCCGACAAUUGGAUAGUCGAUGAGACCCAUGCAGGCACUCAAAAUCAUCCGUCUGGUAUUCCAGAUUAUCAGCAGUAUCAUCAAAAGCCGGCAAUUUCACCAAACAUUUUGCCCGCAUAUUCUGACGCGGGUAAACAUCGAGUACAAUUGAAUAUACAUCAAAAUCAGUUAAUAGAGAAGUAUUCAAAGCCCGGACUCCAGGUUGUUCAGUCUCCUUGGGAAGCAGCUCUACAAACUGGUUCAGCAAGCUCUGCGUUUUUGGAGGAUAACAAAGGUCAAUGUUUUUCGCCAACCGUGUCACCAACUCCGUAUUUCCAUGGCGGUAAUAUCGAUUUAAGGGAUGCUGUGGAGUCUACGCAUAAUAAUGCUCAGAAUCAAUAUACAAAUGAUAAUGCUUCUUCACCGCAAUCAACCAACGUACGCUCGAACCCGCAAAGAGAUCUUGCUUAUACACCAUGCGUUGCCCAGGGCUGGGGAGGUCGUAAUGUGGAACUACCUAAAGAGUCUCAUUCCCAAUAUGGCAGAGCAGAUGACAGUAUCAAUAGCUGUAUUCAUUUAUUACAUGAAAAUAACCUGACCACGAAUUUUGCUGUUGAUGUACAGAAUCGAUUACAUGAACUUGAAAAAUUUCAAAAUUACUUCUUAAGACACAAAUGUCUUGAUAUAGAAAUGCUACGAAAUAAAGAAGAUUCUGGCGAUUCUUUUCGAUACGCUUAUCAAAACCCUAGCGAUUUUACGCCAAAUCCCGAAUUUGAAAUAUUUAAAAAUGAAGACCAAAGUGUCAAAAGGGAAACUGAUGAAAAAGUUAAUGUUCGUGAGUUAAUACAAUCCUUUGAGCAACAGAAUACAACGGAAUUCAACCAGGUCGGACAAGCCACAACACCUAUAGAAAACAAUGAAGGAUUAUAUGUUCCAAAAGAACUAUCUCUUUCAAGCUAUGCAGCACCCCCAAAACAAUAUGGAGGACACGAGCAGCCCUUUAACUUACAAAGCUACGAAUCUACACGCUCUUUACCGACAGCUAACUUUAUUGCUAACGAAAAUCCAACUACUGGAAGAAAUGAAUUUCCAUUAUCAAAACCGUUAAAAUCUGGAUUUAGUACAUUACCACCAAAGCAGCAGCUUUACGCACCAACUAGCUAUCAAAGAAAACCAGUUGGUUCCGAACACAUUGCGCCUCAGGUCAACUUUAACCCCACGCCUUUGUCUUUCGACAAAUUGGCUAGGUAUGAGCAGAAUGACAAGAAAAACUUGACUGGUCCAAACCCACAUUAUCUUAAUGUACAACAAAGUUCGUAUGUACGCAAUACUUCACCAAUACCAUUUGGAAUUGCUUCCAAUGAACAGACGUCCCGAUCUCCAAGUUCAAUUGGCUCCAUGGGAUCCCCCCACUGUCAUCUGCCAACAACUGGACCUUCUAAAUGUGGACUAUUAACGAGCAGCUCGGCUUCUUCAACGUUGAACCAGGGUCAAACCUUUAACAAAUGUGCCAGAGGCUGGGGAGCAACCCAAAACAACCAACAGCCCUAUCAAAGUACAUACUCCUUACCAGUAGUUGGAAACUUACCAUACUCUGACUUUUAAAGGAUGUUAAAAACUUUAACGAUUUGCGACAUAUUUACAUAAAAUUGUAGCAAUAAUAAUAUUCACUGUGUUUGUUUUUUUGGUUCUUUUUUUCAAAUAAUAAUGGUACCACAUCGAAAA
Drosophila gunungcola (fruit fly) is the source of this 3576-nucleotide messenger RNA. RefSeq names its product histone acetyltransferase KAT6B. Lineage: Eukaryota; Metazoa; Arthropoda; Insecta; Diptera; Drosophilidae. The transcript has 14 exons. Gene Ontology annotation, molecular function: actin binding. Gene Ontology annotation, cellular component: actin cytoskeleton; nucleus; Z disc. Bases 214 to 3456 code for a protein of 1080 amino acids. The record is from RefSeq and is a predicted model, not a curated record. Gene Ontology annotation, biological process: positive regulation of actin filament bundle assembly.